Messenger RNA from Mercenaria mercenaria, 840 nucleotides. Its product is annotated as succinate dehydrogenase assembly factor 4, mitochondrial-like. Lineage: Eukaryota; Metazoa; Mollusca; Bivalvia; Venerida; Veneridae. Gene Ontology annotation, biological process: mitochondrial respiratory chain complex II assembly. Gene Ontology annotation, cellular component: mitochondrion. The transcript is spliced from 2 exons. Bases 109 to 468 code for a protein of 119 amino acids. The record is from RefSeq and is a predicted model, not a curated record.
AGGGCCGUCUUGGAUUUAUGCUGUCCUGAGCCGUUACCGGUUCCUUUAAUUUUAGUGGUUUUACACCCAAACAAGGUUACGAAAGAAAUGAAAUGACAGAAAAAUAAAAUGACAACAUACAGAAUAAUAAGACAGCUGGAAAGGAUCGGUUCGGGGUUGAUACGUCAGACGUUUGCUAGCCAGUCUCUGCUCCAUCCAGUGACAGCAGUUACAUGUAGACACCAUUCUUCUGAUUCAGACGACAAAAAGAAACCCAAGAGGAAAAAAGGAAAAACACCUGCAGGUCGAUUCGAUGAUAAAUGGGAGCACGAUACAGAUGAAUCUGUAGAAAUAUACUCAGAGCAAGAACCAUUAGAACGUUUUCCAGAUGAUAAAAAUCCAGUGACUGGAGAAAUAGGUGGACCUCGUGGUCCUGAACCUACGAGAUAUGGGGACUGGGAGAGAAAAGGACGAGUAACUGAUUUCUAGUCAUCCUUUAUAUUUGAAUAAAAUGUGACAUUUCUCAAGAUGCCGAGCGAUUAUAAAUAUAUAUGUGAUAAAUAAGAAGUACUCACUUUAAUAAAUAAUCUCUAAUUAAUUGAGGAAAAUGUGAGUAUAUAUGUCUGUGCAAGCUAAAUUUGUUCAUUGCAUAUGUGUUUAAUGAUAUUAAGGAGCUAUAAAAAUAAAUACUUUUUUGAUGAUAUAGAAAACUUUUCUAAAAGAAUUGUUCUUGCCAUGUGUUGGAAAUUUGGUUUGAUAUAACAAACUUUUGAAAAAAAUGUUGCUUGUGUGAGGUGUUUUGUUGUUUCUUGGAAAAUAAUUGUAUCAGUACAGGUAGUUAAUAAAGUUGUUUCUUUCUUA